Messenger RNA from Odocoileus virginianus texanus, 462 nucleotides. The record is from RefSeq and is a predicted model, not a curated record. Lineage: Eukaryota; Metazoa; Chordata; Mammalia; Artiodactyla; Cervidae.
AUGGCCACAGGAAGAGUCUUGCUAGGCUCUCUGCUUCUCCUGAUCCUCCACUUGGACCUUGGUGGAAGCCGGGGGGCCUGGGAGGCUCUGGUGGCGGAGAGAGAGCUCUCAUUUGAGCCAGCGGUGGACAGAGAGACCCAGAGGCCACAACCGGGAGCCCGCCUGCGCCGAUCGCUGACCAGCCCGUGCCAGCUGUGGAGCCUGUCCUUGCCUGUGGCUGAGCUGGGCCUGGGCUACAUGUCAGAGGAGACGGUCAUCUUCCGCUACUGCGCUGGCAGUUGUCCUCGCGGUGCCCGCACCCAACACGGCCUGACGCUGGCCCGACUGCGGGGCCAGGGCCGAGCCCAUGGAGGACCCUGCUGCCGGCCCACCCGCUACGCCGACGUGACCUUUCUCGAUGACCGCCACCGCUGGCAGCGGCUGCCCCAGCUCUCAGCAGCGGCCUGUGGCUGCGGUGGCUAA